AUGGCAUACGGCACUCGAUCGAGAGCGGCUGCAAAGUGUUCCCCUGAUACUACAGACCAGCAUCAGUGCGGCGAGAUGAAAAGAGUAUUCGACACAGACUCCAACUCGUACGACAGCUUGUCACCAAAACACUGCUUUCGGUUUCUUGAUCUGCCUCUCGAACUGAGAAUCGAGGUGUACAAGUAUGCGUUCACGGAUCACUCUGAUGAUCUGCCAUCUACGAUUCUUUUCACAACCAAGCCAACCCCUCUGAAGUCAACCAGUCUACUGGCGACUUUUCUGUCCUCGCAGGAAAGACCUGAUCUCGGUCUCUUACUUACAUGCCUCCAAAUACAACAGGAAGCAAGCGCAAUUCUCUACGGUCAAAAUUGUCUCCUUCUUCAGACUCCGAUCCACUUGAACAACUUCCUCUUACGUAUCGGAGAAAAUCGCCGUUUCAUCCGCAAGAUCCGCUUCAACAUAGCUUCACGCCUUCCAUGUGAGAUGUUAGAAGUUGAGCGAAACGCUCAACUUUUGUCCGAAGCCAGACUCAAACGCUACUCAGUAGAAAUUGGCUACCAGGGCUCCAGCUUCCUCAAGACUGCAGAGGAGAUCUUCGCAUCUCUGACGCCCAUGCUCAAAGUGCUCCAUACACAAACCAGAGCGGGAGACGAUGCUCUCGAUGUUGUGGAAAUUCUUCAGAGAGAUUUGUGCCCUCGGUUUGUAUCCACGGACCCCAAUAAGUGGUCAACUUGUCCCAAGAUCUUUGAUGGUCCUUGCGAACGUUGUCUUACCAAGGAAAUUGCUUAUCAUCAAUUGAUGAAGGCCAUCAAAGAAAAGUGGACUGGAUUGAAGGCUACGCUGGAAGAAAGUUGA
Aureobasidium pullulans EXF-150 is the source of this 855-nucleotide messenger RNA. RefSeq lists its product as uncharacterized. The transcript has 2 exons. The coding region runs from base 1 to 855 and encodes 284 amino acids. Lineage: Eukaryota; Fungi; Ascomycota; Dothideomycetes; Dothideales; Saccotheciaceae. The record is from RefSeq and is a predicted model, not a curated record.